Bacidia gigantensis is the source of this 1530-nucleotide messenger RNA. RefSeq names its product phosphogluconate dehydrogenase (decarboxylating) gnd1 (gene GND1). The coding region runs from base 1 to 1530 and encodes 509 amino acids. Gene Ontology annotation, biological process: pentose-phosphate shunt, oxidative branch; pentose-phosphate shunt. The transcript is spliced from 5 exons. Gene Ontology annotation, molecular function: phosphogluconate dehydrogenase (decarboxylating) activity; NADP binding. NCBI's taxonomy places the organism in Eukaryota, Fungi, Ascomycota, Lecanoromycetes, Lecanorales, Ramalinaceae. The record is from RefSeq and is a predicted model, not a curated record. Gene Ontology annotation, cellular component: cytosol.
AUGACUGAAAAGGCCGUCGCACGUCUUGCCGGCAUCAAUGUCGGCGGACCCGCGCGGAUCAAUGCCAGUGCAGAUUUUGGCCUCAUUGGCCUGGCCGUCAUGGGUCAGAAUUUGAUCAUGAACGUUGCUGAUCACGGGUUUACCGUAUGUGCCUUCAACCGCACUGUUGCCAAGGUUGAUCGCUUCCUUGACAACGAAGCGAAAGGUAACCGGAACGUCGUGGGGGCCCAUUCAAUGGAAGAGUUCUGCUUGAAACUCAAAAAGCCCCGCCGCAUUAUGUUACUUGUCAUGGCUGGUAAACCCGUCGACGACUUUAUCGAAGCAUUGUUGCCCUUUGUUGAGCAAGGAGAUAUCAUCAUCGAUGGCGGAAACUCUCACUUUCCAGAUACCAAUAGAAGGACUCAGGCGCUUGCAGAAAAGGGGCUUCGCUUUGUUGGAACAGGGGUCUCUGGUGGGGAAGAGGGUGCCCGCUAUGGACCAAGCUUGAUGCCUGGGGGAAAUGAAGAGGCGUGGCCUUUCAUCAAAGAUAUCUUCCAAUCCAUUGCUGCAAAAAGCGACGGCGAACCGUGCUGUGACUGGGUCGGCGAUGAAGGCGCCGGCCAUUAUGUCAAAAUGGUCCACAAUGGCAUCGAGUAUGGGGAUAUGCAAUUGAUCUGUGAGGCGUACGAUAUCAUGAAACGUGGAAUCGGGCUAUCAGAUAAGGAAAUGUCCGAUGUUUUUGCAGAGUGGAAUAAGGGUGUCCUCGACUCUUUUCUGAUUGAGAUCACGCGUGAUGUCCUAAAGUUCGAUGAUGACGACGGAACUUCUUUGGUAGAGAAAAUUCUUGAUUCAGCAGGACAGAAGGGCACAGGAAAAUGGACCGCUAUCAAUGCGCUUGAUCUCGGCAUGCCAGUGACACUAAUUGGAGAGGCAGUGUUUGCACGGUGCCUAAGCUCCCUCAAACAAGAACGCGGCCGCGCCUCGAAAGUGCUUGACGGGCCACAGUCAACUUUCAAUGGUGACAAGAAGCAGUUCUUGGCGAACUUGGAGCAGGCUCUUUAUGCGUCCAAGAUUAUCUCGUACUGUCAAGGUUUCAUGUUGAUCCAGAACGCAGCGAAGGAGUAUAAGUGGAAGCUGAAUAAACCAUCUAUCGCCUUGAUGUGGCGUGGAGGCUGUAUCAUUCGAUCAGUAUUCUUGAAGGACAUCACUAGCGCCUACCGCAAGGAUCCCGAUCUGGAAAACUUGUUAUUCGACACGUUUUUUAACAAGGCAAUCCACAAUGCGCAGAAAGGAUGGCGAGAUAUCGUGGCUUCUGGCGCGCAGUGGGGAAUUCCUACACCAGCUUUCAGUACUGCUCUAAGCUUCUAUGAUGGCUACCGCGCCAAAGAUCUCCCAGCCAACCUGCUUCAAGCACAGCGGGACUAUUUCGGAGCCCAUACCUUCAAAAUCAAGCCGGAGCAUGCAAGCUCCAAAUUCCCCGAAGGAAAGGACAAUCACGUGAAUUGGACAGGCAGAGGUGGCGAUGUCUCUGCCUCCACAUAUCAAGCUUAA